GGCUCUGGGAAAGUCCCAGGGGUGGGGGCGGCCUCCACAGCCUCAAGGCCUUUACCACCUUGACCCCACCCCCCGGGUAAAUUCCACAGUUAGAACUUCAUACCUUUGGCUUAAAGCUGAAUUUUCUGUUACCAUGUGGAUGCCCCAGGUGGAGGGGCCCAGUCCUGCUUAAGAACACCAUGAAUGCAGGAGCAUUGCAGGGAGCUCAAUAGUUGGCUAUCGGAGAGAAGGGAGCAGAGGCGUUGAGAGACCGCCAGACCGGGCAUGGCCCUGAACCCAGGGGCUAGUCUGGUCCUCUGUGAAAGCUCAAAGAUGACACCUGGUCUCAGCUUCACCGAGGCCUCAGAUUUAGGCUCUGGCACCACCUCUGGGCCCCACUCAGACAUGGGCCUUGCUCCUCUCGUGAACCCACCCCUGAAUCCUGGCUCAGCUCUUGUUCCAGACCUUAAUCCAAGUCUGAGUCCUGUCUCAGAGGAGGCCCCUGGCCUGGUGACCGGUAACACCCUCAGGCCUGCAGACAGCUGGACUGUGGGCCCCGCCUCCCUCCAGAUCACCACUUCCCUCUCAGGUGAAGCCCUGGGCCCGAGUUCAAAUCAGGUCUCGAGGCCUACCUCCCCGAGGGCCCCAAGUCCAGCCUCAAACCUCGUUCUGAGCCUCAGCUCUACUGAGGCCCAGGGUCUGAGCUCAGGGAGCCACACAGGGCCCAGUUCUGAGGAGGCUUUCAACUCCCUCUCAAGAAAGAUUUUUGAUUUGGGUCAGAGUAACUCCAAUCCUUCCAGGCCUGAAGCAAACCCAUUUAUAAGGCCCUAUUCAAGAGAAGCCCUGGUUGUGGGCCAAUGCGUCUCCAGGCCAGGCUCGAAAGCACUCCUUAUUCCAGCCUCAAACUCUUCGCUGGACCCAGACGCCCACUGGAUACUCGGUGUGGGCUCAAGAAACACCUCUAAGCUGGACCUGCAUGAGGCUCGAAGUUCUGGGGGAACCCUGAUCCCAGACGCCAACGAGACCAUCACUGUGGUUUCACAUAAGAUCUCCGGGUCUGUCUCAAAAGGAGCCUUUGGUGCGACCUGGAACACGAGUUCCAAGGGAACCGUGAACGUGGCUUCGAAUGGCAAUCCCAGGUCUGCCUUGAACAUGACCAUCACUCAGGCCUCAUGCUUGACCCUGAUUCCUGGCUCCAGUGACGGUCUCAGCCUGCACUCCAGCACCCAUGGACCCAACUCCACCCUCUCUCCACCCUCGUGCAUGACCCUGAUCCUGGGCUCUAAUGAGACCCUCAGCCUGGGCUCCAGCCUCAUUUUCAGCGACACCUCCACCCUGAUGCUGAGCAGCCAGCAGGAUUAUUCUGAGGACAACAGCAUCCAUGCCAUACCCUUGGAUGAGAAUCUGGGGAGCUGGGACAAGAUGGUCAGCACGGAGACUGGUCAGUUCCCGCUGGGGUUCCCCACCCCUAACGCCACAGACGAGGACAGCACAACCUUCCAAAGCAUCCCAGAGGGAGUCUUUGAUGAAGUGACCUCAUGCCUGGUGAAGGUGCCAGGGAAGAGAGAAGAUGACAACAAGAUGGCUCUGGUGGAGAAUGUCAUCGCCCUCCAGAAGUGCCAGGAAGGGGAAAGCGAGAAGAAGACCAUGAUGCAGAAGAUGAUGAGGCAGAUCCAGGAGGAGCCACUGGAUUCCCUCUCAAGCACCGUCCGCUGGCGGGCCAUGGAGACCCUGACCCAGCUGAGUCACAUCCAGCCCGCGCUGGGUAGGCAAGAAAGAUCAGAGCUGGUGAACACGUGUGUGAGGAGUGUGUUCUCCCUCCCCUCUGUGCAGGCCAUGCAGGAGAAGGACGAGGCCAAGGCUGAGGCCUUACAGGAGCAGCAAGUAAAAAAAGCAUCCGAGAACUUCCCAGAGAUGAUAAUAAAAACACUUUACCGUCACACCCUGGAAGCCCUGCAGACUCUGCUCAACGCCCUCUUUGUGGAGGACCCCACUCCUGCCGGGCUGAAGAGCAUCUUGGAGCCCCUGGGGCCCUGGAUGAACUCCGGGAAGGCCCAUGAGCGAGCACGGGCUGUGAAGAGCAAUGUCUCUGUGUUGAACCACACUCUUCUGACCCUGCCUUUCUUUAUGACCUCGGGGUUCCCGGCGCUGGGGCUUCUGCUGGGGAGGCUCAUCCUUCGCAUCGGGGAUCCUGAUGAGGAGAUUGGCCGGGAGGCUCUGGACGGCAUCACCAUCCUCUACACCAUCCUGGAGCUCCAGAAACGAUCCAGAGAUAAGGAAGAGACCAAUAAGGAGGAGCUAUAUGAGAGCAACAAGCGAUUCCUGGGGCCCUACAAUCCUGUCAGCCCAUGCCAGAAUAUUCUGCGCGUGAUCGCGGAGUUUGGAGACUUCCUGGGACCCCAGCAGGUAAAGGACCUGUUGCUAGCAGCCCUGGAAGGCUUGAAAGGCAGCUCAGAGGCCCGGGGGAAGGACUCCGGGGAGAUGAUGCAGCUGGCCUCAGAGGUCACGCUCAGCUCGGUGCUGGAAUGGUACCGCCACAGGGUGCUGGAGGUGAUCCCAGAGAUCAUGCAGGGCAUCUACGCGCAGCUGAACCACAUCCAGGAGCCGCGGGCCCGCGAGGUGGCCCUGCUGCCCGUCUCCCUCCUGGCCAGCUCCUUCAUGACCGAGGUGGUUGUGGCCCUGCUCAAGUGCCCCCUCCCGCUGGACAGCAAUGGCGCAGAGAUGUGGAGGCAGCUGACCCUGCGCAAGCCCAGCUGUGAUGUCCGAGACCUCCUGGACCUGCUCCUGAGCAGCCUGAAGGAGAAGCCCUUCACCAAGAAGGGCCGGGCCUCCAUUGUGCCCCUCGCGGCAGCCAGCGGCCUGUGUGAGCUCCUGUCGGUCAACAGCUGCGUGGGCCGCGUGAGGCGCAUCUACCCCCAGCUGCUCCUGGCCCUGCUCAUUCAGGUCCAUUACCACAUCGGUCUCCACCUGCCCAGCCGCAUGGCUUUCCGCAAGGACGCCGAGAAGGACACUCAGCCUUCUCUCUUCGUACCCGUGCGCUGGGUGGUCAAAGUGGUGAAAACCCUGCUGCUGAGGAUGGGCUGCUCGUAUGAGGCCACCUUUCUGGAGGACCAGGGCGGCUGGGAACUCCUGGAGCAGGCGGAGAACCACCACCGGGGAGUGUCCCUGCUGGCCAGGGCCAUGGUUCACUACUCGUGCCAGGAGCUGUGCCGCAUCCUCUACCUGCUCAUCCCGCUCCUGGAGCGAGGCGACGAAAAGCACAAGAUCACUGCCACUGCCUUCUACGUGGAGCUUCUGCAGAUGGAGCAGGUGCGGAGGAUCCCGGAGGAGUACUCUCUCGGGCGGAUGGCAGAAGGCCUGAACCACCAGGACCCCAUCAUGAAGGUGCUGUCCAUCCGAGGCCUGGUCAUCUUGGCCCGCAGGACUGAGAAGACUGCCAAGGUGCAGGCCCUCCUACCCUCUAUGGUGAAGGGCCUGAAGAGCAUGGACGGGCUGCUGGUGGUGGAGGCUGCCCACAACCUCAAGACCAUCUUCAAGGGGCAGGACCGGAAGCUGACGGACAGCUCGGUCUAUGUGGAAAUGCUGCAGAUCCUGCUGCCACAUUUCAGCGAUUCUCGAGAGGACGUGCGCUCCUCCUGCAUCAACCUGUACGGCAAGGUGGUCCAGAAGCUACGGUCACCCUGCACCCCAGCCAUGGAGGAGCAGCUGAUCAGCACCUUGGUGCCCCUGCUGCUGAUCAUGCAAGAGGGCAACGCCAAGGUGAGCCAGAAAUGUAUAAAGACCCUGUUCCGCUGUUCUUGCCUCAUGGAGUGGGAAUUGCCGAAAAGAGCUUAUAGCCGGAAGUCCUGGGACAACCAGCAGCAGACGGUGGCCAAAAUAUGCAAGUACCUUGUGACUACACACCAAGACAGCGCCUUCACAUUCCUCAGCCAGAGCCUGGAGUACGCCAAGAAUUCCCGGGCCUCCCUCCGGAAGUACUCAGUCAUGUUCAUAGGGUCCCUCGUCCCCUGCAUGGAGAGCAUAAUGACAAAAGACCGCCUGAAUGAAGUGAAAGUGGCUCUGGAAAACCUGAGACACGACCCAGAAGCAUCAGUGUGCAUCUACGCAGCCCAGGCCCAGGACCACAUCCUGGCCAGCUGCUGGCGGAACUCCUGGCCACUGCCGCACGGGGACUCGUGGGGGUGCGACCCGGCCACCAUGCACCGCUGGAGUCCCAGCUGUGAGAACCUGCCCACUUCCCACCAGCGGCGCUCCUGGAUCAUGCAGGCCCUGGGCUCCUGGAAGAUGUCCUUGAAGCAGUGAUGUCCCUGAGCCCCCAGCCCUCCUCAGGGGUGGCCACAGCCAUAGUCAU
Callorhinus ursinus (northern fur seal) is the source of this 4330-nucleotide messenger RNA. The record is from RefSeq and is a predicted model, not a curated record. NCBI's taxonomy places the organism in Eukaryota, Metazoa, Chordata, Mammalia, Carnivora, Otariidae.